Molecule: messenger RNA, 753 nt
Organism: Meloidogyne enterolobii
Lineage: Eukaryota; Metazoa; Nematoda; Chromadorea; Rhabditida; Meloidogynidae
Source: the annotation of a GenBank genome assembly
AUGUUAUUACUUGGUAAUCAAUUUCCUGAUUUUUCUGCUGAUACAAGUUUUGGAAGAAUUGAAAGUUUUCAUAAUUGGAUAGGAGAAAAUUGGGCAAUUUUAUUUUCUCAUCCAAGUGAUUUUACGCCCGUUUGCACAACAGAAUUAGCACGUGCCGCUCAAUUAUCAACAGAAUUUGCUAGCCGAAAUACAAAAUUAAUUGCUUUGAGUUGUAAUUCUGUCCAAUCACAUUUAUCUUGGUUGAAUGAUAUAAUUGAAUAUAAUAAUAAAUAUUAUGGAAAGAUUGGACAAAAACAACACUUUAAAGAUGCAGAAAAUAAUUUAAAUGUAGACAACUUUCCUUUUCCAAUAAUUGCUGAUGAAAAUCGUCAUUUGGCUACAAAAUUAGGAAUGCUUGAUCCACUCAAUUUGGAUUCUAUUUCUGGAAUUCCUUUAACUGUUAGAGCCGUUUUCUUCAUUGAUCCACAAAAACGUCUUCGCCUCUCAAUUUUGUAUCCAGCAAGUACUGGACGAAAUUUCGAUGAAUUACUUCGUGUAUUAGACUCUAUGCGGCUUUCAGAUGAAUAUAUGUUGGCUACACCUGAAGGAUGGAAUAACGGUUCUCCAUGUAUGAUUGAACCAAAAGUUGGCAGUGAAGAGGCAAAUAAAUUAUAUUCUUCAAUUAAUACAUUACAACUUCCUUCCGGAAAGGGUUAUAUGCGUGUAGUAGAUCAACCAUUAAUUAAUGAAAAUAAAAAGGAAGAAAAUAAAUAA